Lynx canadensis (Canada lynx) is the source of this 4508-nucleotide messenger RNA. RefSeq names its product nucleolar protein 11 (gene NOL11). The transcript is spliced from 18 exons. Gene Ontology annotation, biological process: maturation of SSU-rRNA. The coding region runs from base 124 to 2271 and encodes 715 amino acids. The record is from RefSeq and is a predicted model, not a curated record. Gene Ontology annotation, cellular component: nucleus; nucleolus. Gene Ontology annotation, molecular function: protein binding; RNA binding. NCBI's taxonomy places the organism in Eukaryota, Metazoa, Chordata, Mammalia, Carnivora, Felidae.
CGCAGGCUCAGCAAACAGGUUUGUUAUUUGGCGAGCGCCUGUCCAGCUGCGAUCCUAGUUCUCGCGAUAGAAAGCGCAAAGCCUGCCGGGAGGGAUGCGCGGCCGUCGGUAGGUUUGCCCAAAAUGGCAGCCCUGGAGGAGGAAUUCACGUUGUCUACGGUACCCUUGGGUGCCGGGCCUAACGGACUCCUAGGUGUGGAGCAGAGCGACAAAACAGACCAGUUUCUAGUGACGCACGGCGGCAGGACCGUCAUCCUCUAUAAGGUUUCUGAUCAGAAACCCUUGGGGAGCUGGUCAGUGAAACAAGGCCAAAUUAUAACGUGUCCAGCUGUGUGCAACUUUCAAACUGGAGAGUUUAUUGUUGUACAUGACAAUAAGGUUUUGAGAAUAUGGAAUACUGAAGAUGUAAACCUGGAUAAAGUAUUUAAAGCCACAUUGUCAGCUGAGAUCUAUAGGAUACAUUCAAUACAAGGGACAGAACCCUUAGUGCUAUUCAAGGAAGGUGCUGUUCGUGGUUUAGAGGCCUUGCUUGCAGAGCCCCAGCAGAAAAUUGAAACUGUUCUCUCUGAUGAUGAAGUGAUUAAGUGGACAAAGGUUUUCAUGGUAUUUAGGCAUCCUGUCUUAAUCUUUAUUACUGAAAAACAUGGAAAUCACUUUGCUUACAUACAAACAUUUAGCUCUCGCACCUUAAGCAAAUACACACUCUUCCAUGGACAAGAAGAAAAAUCUGUCAUACAGAAUUUUACUGCAUCUGUGGAUCGGAAAUUCAUCUCUCUGAUGUCAUUAAGCUCUGAUGGGUGUGUAUAUGAAACCUCGAUACCAAUACAUCCGAGGGACCCAGACGAAAAUCAGAGGGUAGUCAGAUCGCUAUUGCUCAAGACUGUGGUGGCCGGUAAUGCUCGAAGUGGUGUUGCACUCACCGUCCUGGAUCAGGAUCACGUAGCAGUCCUAGGACCGCCGCUGCCAGCUUCCAAGGAAUGCCUUUCCAUAUGGAACACGAAAUUUCAAACACUACAGACUUCCAGAGAGUUACCACAGGGGACCAGCGGUCAACUCUGGUAUUUUGGGGAAAAUUUAUUUAUGCUACAUGGAAAAUUUCUUACUGUGAUUCCAUACAAGUGUGAAGUAUCUUCAUUAGCAGGUGCUCUUGGAAAACUCAAGCAUAGUCAAGAUCCAGGCACUCACACUGUGCCUCAUUUUGUAAACUGGGAAACAUCUCGAGGAUAUGGAUUUGGAUCCCAGAACUCAGAGCAGUCGAAGAGAAUUUUAAGGAGAAGGAAAAUUGAAGUGAAUGUGCCGCCUCCAGCAUUCGAACAACUUUUAUCAACAAUAAAGAAAGAUUCAGAAAAAGACAUUGAAGUAGAACUAUGUAAAUUUUUGGCUGUGAAGCGGACACCUGACUUUCAUACUAUUGUUGGGGACAUAGUAUUAGAACUUCUGGGACGACAUACAACAGAGCCAUCAUUUUACCCCCGGAACUCUCUGAUGCAACUUAUCCAGACACACGUGCUUUCUUACAGCUUGUGCCCCGGCCUGAUGGAGGCGGCCUUGGAAAAGACAGAUGUGCAGAUGUUACAGCUGUGUCUACAGCAGUUCCCCGACAUUCCUGAAUCGAUCACCUGCGCUUGCUUAAAACUUUUCUUGAGCAUUAGUGAUGACAGUCUUCAAGAAACAGAAAUCAAUAUGGAAUCAGUUUCUGACUGUAGUGAUCCUGUGCAAGAGAAAAUGGACGAGCAAACGGAAAUUCUUCAAAACGGUUUCAAUGCUGACGAACAAAACUGUGAUAGCUGUGAUCGGAAGUUAAACCAAAAGCCUCAGGACGCAGCCGAGGAGACCACCUCGUGCCCUGUGGUACCGAAGAGAGCGGCACUGCUAAAUGCAAUUCUUCAUUCAGCUUAUAGCGAAAUGUUUCUUCUGCCGCACUUGAAAGACAUCCCAGCACAACACGUCACUCUAUUUCUCCAGUAUUUGUAUUUCCUUUAUCUGAAGUGUAGUGAAAAUGCUACUAUGACUCUUCCUGGACUGCACCCUCCAACCUUGAACCAAAUUAUGGAUUGGAUAUGCCUCCUUCUGGAUGCUAACUUUACCGUUGUGGUAAUGAUACCAGAAGCAAAAAGACUACUGUUAAGUCUUUAUAAGUUUGUGAAAUCCCAGAUAUGCAUUUGCUCCGAGCUCAACAAGAUUGAAGUAAGUUUUCGUGAGCUGCAAAAACUAAAUCAAGAAAAGAAUAAUAGGGAAUUAUAUUCAAUCGAAGUACUGGAACUCUUCUGAUACUACCGAUUCUCCUUCAUAGAUGUUUUAUGAAGCUCUUUUAUGUGAAUUCUUCCUGCUCAUCCAGGCAAGAGAUGUGUUUUGUUUGUAACUGUCUCCGUGACCAGAGAAAUGAGUCCUCUAGUACCUGGACCAUCACUGUUGCAUUCUUCUGGGUUGGAACAUAGGUUUCAUGUGAACCUAUUUUAGUUUAUGGACAUUGGUGGGGAGAGGUUCUGAAACUUUUUUUAAAUAUGUAACUGAGCUGAUUUUAAGUAAACUUAUUUGUGUAUUGAUAAAAAUCUAAUUUCUUACCAUGUGUUUUGGUUAGUUCUUCUUUUAGUAAAAAAAAAUAAAUAAUAAAUAAAUAAUAAUAAUAGUAAAAAUCACCACUGAAACAGUGAUUCUAAGAAGAAUGUAGUUUUAUCAGAGUCCGAAGCUGUCCUAGCUCAUCCGUGCUUGUGGGGGACCGAAGAAGUCGGUCCCAUAAGCAGGUGCAGAAAGGUCUGUACAGGCAUGUGCCUGUCUUCUGCCAUUUUCUCCUGUCCUUUAUCGACUUCUGCUUACCUUCUUUAUAUGCCUAGGGGUUGAACAGUACCUCCCUCUAUUUAUUGUCCCUCAGAUCAUCUUCGUGAUGAGUAGGUAAUUUAGGUUUUUAUAUUACUAAAUAGUAGAAAAGUCUGUUCUGAAAAUAGCUUUAUAGGUUAGUUGACCAUAGAAUUUCCCAUUUUAACUCUUUGGAUUUAGGACAGAUGAGGGGUUUUAUGUAGAUGAAAUGGAUGCUUUUGUUUCUUGGAGAUAAACUCAGGAUUUAUCUUUGUUAAAAAUGAAAUCAUUCGGGGCGCCUGGGUGGCUCAGUCUGUUGGGCAUCCGGCUUUGGCUCAGGUCAUGAUCUCGCAGUUUGUGAGUUCGAGCCCCACGUUGGGCUCUGUGUGGAUAGCUCAGAGCUUGGAGCCUGCUUAGGAUUCUGCACCUGCCUCUCUUUCUGCUCCUCCUCCUCUCUCUCUCUCUCCAAAUUAAACAUUAAAGAAAAAUUUUAAAAAAAAAAAUGAAAUCAUUCUUUCAGGUGAUGAAUUAAGAUCCCUGUAAAUAACUUGAAACAUUUCUGAGCAAUGAAAUCUCUGUUGAGUAAAUCAUAUUGAAACCUGUUUUAACUUGAAGAGUUUCAAUAUGUGAAAAACAAUUCCUGUAAAUUCUAGUGCAUAAAUAUAAGUUCAAAUGUGAUUGUAGAGCCCAGAGUUACAGAAUUCGGAUUGCUUAACUUAAUUUGCAUCAGAGAGAGGCUUCGUUUUAGGUCAGGCACUCCAUGUAAACUUUAGUUACAACUGUGACAUUUAACAAACAGCCACCCCUCCCUUGUUCUUAAUCUCUUUUUAAUCCUGAGAGAAAAGACUUAACAAAGGUAACAGCGUAUGUUAAUUGUCACGCUCACUUUACAUAACAGGAAUUUUUGCUCUUAAAGUGAUAGGGUACUUCUCAGCAGAAAUAGAAAAUCCAGGUUUUCGUAGUAGUAGAGUUUCUGUAUAUGGUCCUUAUAAAGUCUUUAUUGUAAAGUUUAAUAGUGUGGAUUUAAUAUUAGGGAAAUUUUGCUGAUGCUACAUGCUAUAAAAUUAGGUUGCCCACAACCUAAGUCACUAAAUUUAAAAAUAAAGAUUUUAUAAGGAUAUGUAGAGACUUUUUUUCUAUCGAAGUAUAAUUGACAGUAGACUCUUGUAGGCCGAGUCCUUCAAGGCAAGGGUUAUGUCUUAUCCUUUCUGCACACUAAACACGGGACCACGGGCACAUAAUUAGCGUUCAGUAGAUGGUUACUGAAUAAAGUUACUGAAUAAUGGAUCUUAUCUGUCCAGCUAUUGAGUAAAUUCUGAGGUUUGCAGCAGUUAAUUUUUCUGGAAACUAAAUCCUCUGUGUUUACAUAUAGUCAGCGUACCUUUUGCCUUUAUACUUACUUUUCAUAACCCUAAAUUAUAUCUCAGAUUUGUUUCUGGUUACAUACUACAUCUAUAAAAAGAAAAAUAAUUGUUUUUUAAACUUAAAUUCUCCAUUUAGGAAGCAGUUUCCUGCUGUGAACUUAAUGUUUUAUCAAGGUAAUGUGGACUAACAAAUUAUCUUUAAUACUUGAAAUUAGACAUCUGUUUGCCUUUUGUCUCUUUAGGUUUCUUGUGAAUAUUUGGUGACUAACUAUAGUGGAAUCCAUUCUGGAUCAUGUAUAGAACUUUUUGGAACUCACGACCCUGAGAUCAAGAGUCACAUGCUCUUCC